AUGAAAAAUAUUGGUAUGAACCAUAUCGGUUCAAUGGUUGCUGGUGUUCAUUGUACACUGUUAUAUGGUGGAAUUUUUGCAUACCCAGCUGACAAAAAAUCAAAAAAUGGUAAACUUCGUAUCUUGUGUCCUAUUUUCUUGGGCAGUAAAGAUGAUAUUGAAGAUAUAGAAAAGUUUUAUGCUGAUUUCAAUGAUGAUUGUUAA
Molecule: messenger RNA, 204 nt
Organism: Entrophospora sp. SA101
Lineage: Eukaryota; Fungi; Glomeromycota; Glomeromycetes; Entrophosporales; Entrophosporaceae
Source: the annotation of a GenBank genome assembly